Molecule: messenger RNA, 4070 nt
Organism: Drosophila teissieri
Lineage: Eukaryota; Metazoa; Arthropoda; Insecta; Diptera; Drosophilidae
Gene: Caf1-180
Product: chromatin assembly factor 1 subunit A
Exons: 3
Coding region: 115-3690 (1191 amino acids)
Biological process (GO): nucleosome assembly
Cellular component (GO): nucleus; CAF-1 complex
Source: RefSeq, a predicted model, not a curated record
ACUCUCAUCGCUAGUGUGUUUUCAGCGCCUUUUUUUAUUUAGCGAACAACAAGCGAAGAUUUGCUGGGGAAACAGGAGCCACAGGACACACAGGCAGACAGAGAGCACAGCAGUAUGCCCGCCGGCAUUGUGAAGACCCCCAUCAGCGGCAGGACGAAGGAUGCGGCUGUGCCGGCCAAAUCAGCCGAAAAGACGGCCAGCGGUGGCAAGAAGUUCGUGCAGACGCGUCUGCCCUUCAAGUUAUUAACGCCGGGCGGUGGAUCGGUAUCCACAGCCACACCCUCCUCCUCCUCCUCGUCUCCCGCCACCACUGGCUCGGCGCCCGUCACUGUGAUCCUGGAUGAGGACGAUACCGCUCCCCGCAAGCGAAAGCUGUCGUACGACGAUGAGUCGCCAUCGGAGGGCACUGGCUGCUCCACGGGGCAACUGCGGCGCUCGACCAGCAAGGAGAACCUGGAUCUGGCCAGUUCCAUAGCCACCAAGAAGGUCAAGAUCACGGAUUUGCCACCGGAAGGUGUCAUCGAACUGGAUGACGAUGAGGCCGACAAGGAGACGACGGAUCCGGAUGAUGAGGUGGAGGCCAAGGCGUCCACAGAGGUCAAGUCGAAGCCCAAGAAGCCGGAGGCCAAGAAAGGCUCGCCGGCGCCGAUACAAAUCAAACUGCCUCUGGUCAACAAACGAUCGAAGCGCAGAAAAUCCCUGAAGAAAUCUGGGGAAUCGUUGGACACUUCGGCCACAGAAGUCGGCAAGGGGGACAGCGAGUCCAGCGACGAUAUAGAGAUCAUCGCCGAAGAACUGAACCCACAGAAGAGACAGAAAGUACAAACGCCGCUUGAGAAAUCCUCAGAAAACAGCCCUGAAAACGAGAAACAGGAGAAGGAGGUCAGCCAGAAGAAUGGAAAGGACUCAAAGAAGCAGGCGGAGUCCCAGAAGCCGGGCAAGGAGUCCAAGAGGGAAGAGCCAAAGACCGCAGAGAAAAACAAAAAGAACGACCAGGCCACGAUAGAUAUCUUUAUGGGAAAGAAAGCGGAAAGCAGUAAGAAGGAUAAACCAGAAGCCAAGACCACCGGCAAAGGCAACAAGAAGGAUCAGCCGAUCGCAGAGGAUUCCACACCAAACGAAGAUCCCAAGAAGGACACUCGCAAAAGCGUGGGAAAGCACAAGAAGGAGGAAUCGAAACCAGAUGAAAAGAGCAAGAAAGAAGAGAAUGAAAGCAGCACAACAAAGUCGCAGAAAGAGAAGGCAGACGCACCUGCAAAUAAUCAAAAAGAAGAGCUUGCUGCCGCGAAAAAUCAACAAGUGGGAGCCAAGAAAAAGGCUUCUGAACCAGAAGAUGCAUCGAACUCCCAGAAGGCGGAGACGGCCAAGAAGGAUUCCAAGAAGGACGAGCCAACUACUCACGUUAAAUCGGACAAGGAAUCUCCCGAAGCUGCGGAAAUCUCGGUGAUCCUCUCGACCAGCGAGGACAACAGUUCCAGCAGCGAGCACGAGAUGGAUGUGGACACGGACACCGCGGCCACUGACAGGGCCUCCGGUCAAAAGGAGACGCGCCUGCACAGGAAGAGUCUGCCGGAGGAAACCGGUGCCCCGAAGGGUCUAACGCCCAAACAGCAACGACUCCUGGAGCGAAGGAAAAAGGCUCGCGAGGAGAAGGAGCAGAAGCUGGCGGAGGAGCGUCGCCUUAAGCAGCAGGAGAAGGAGCAUCGCGAGCAGCAAAAGAAGCAGGAGCGCGACGAAAAGGAACAGCAGCGCAAGCUGGAAAAGGAUCAGAAGGAGCAGCAGAAGAAGAUCGAAAAGGAAGAGAAGGAGCGCAAGCGCCAGGCGGAGGUGGACUCCAAGAACGAGGAGAAGCGCAAGCGCAACGAGGCCAAGGAGGAGGUGCAGCGCAAGAAGGACGAGGAGCGCCGCAAGAAGGAGCUGGAGCGUGAGGAGGCCGAGCAAAAGAAGAAGCGUGCCGCCGAGUCCUUCUCCAAGUUCUUUGUGCCCAAGCAGCCCAAGGGCGGCAGCGGUUCCAACAACACAUCCUGCCUGGAGCACGAGCAAAGCAGCUGCGACAGCUCCAAGGCCAGCAGCCAAACGCUGGCCUUUCGACCAUUUCAGGUCAAGGACGACAUGCUGCUGGCGCCCAUUGUGCGCAACUCGCUCGGUCAGGAGCAGCGCUCCCAGCUGGAUGGUCUUUGCCGGCACCGGGACGAGGAAGAUGACGACGAGGAGGAGGAGGAGGACAUCGUCAGGCGGAAGCCGCCGAAUCGGGCUCAUCUAUAUCUCAGCGAGUUGAGCAGCGGUCGGCGCGAACCACUCAAGAUGCAGCGCGAUGCCAAGCUGCAGAGACGCACCAAGGAUGAGGAGGAUGAAGACGAGGUCCAAGUGAUAGAUUACCUAUCCUCUGCGGGACUGCCCAUCGAGGAGGAGCAGCCCAAGCAGCUGACCCGAGUGAGAGCCAAGUAUCUGCACUUUGCCGACAACCGGCGGCCUCCGUACUACGGCACCUGGCGCAAGAAGAGCAGCAGCAUCUCCGCUCGUCGCCCACUGGCCCAGGAUAAGGCGCUGUUCGACUACGAAGUGGACUCCGAUUGCGAGUGGGAGGAGGAGGAGCCGGGCGAGUCGCUGAGCGCCAGCGAGGACGAGAAGGAGCGCGAGUCAGAGGAGGAAUCCGAGGAGGAGUACAACGAAUGGUACGUGCCGCACGGCCAUCUCAGCGACGAAGAGCUGCAAAACGACGGCGACGGAAUGGAAGACGGACACACGCGCGAGGCGCAGAAGGCCAAACUCCAGGUGCUGCAGCAGGAGUUCGCCCAGGAAAUGAAGAAGCAGACGAAGAAGAUCAAGGCGCGCCUACUAGGUCCUGUUUGGCUGGACGAAAAUGGCAACAAGUCGGAGCUAUUCCCGGCAAUCUUCGCCCACACCAUCGACAUGUACGCCUGCUGGCAGCUGGAGCCACUCAGCAUGGAGCCUCCAACCGAACCGGAGCGCGAGGAUCAGACGCCAGAACAGCCGGUGCCGCUGCAGCUGGAUGAUCGCCACAUGCAGCAGCUGGUGCGACUUACCCACGGCAAUCGGAACUCCAAGAUGUUCCUGAUCAACGAGUAUUUAGAGUACCUGAAAACCCAGGCGACCGCCGAGUCCAAUCAAACGAUGCUGCCCUCGAAGGCUGUGCUGCGCGAGAAAAUCGACGAGUUGGCCAGCUGGAAGACCGUGGAGCUGGGCACACCCGAGGCUGCUGCCACCAGUGCCAGCAGCGCCAAAAAGGGCAAGAAACCGAAGAAGCGUCUCUGCUGGGUGGUGGCCAGCGAUAUGCUGGAAAAGUUCCAGCUGCCGGAUCUCCAGCUGCAGAAUCAGUGGAACUACACGUUGACGCCCAAAGUUAGCGAGGGACCCGAUGCAGCGCAGCACGAGCUGAGUCCGCCAGCGGAUGCGGAAGCCGCCGCGGCAUCGCCCGCUGCCAACACGACCACCAACUCGGCACCCACAACGCCCAUCAGUGCACAGGCCCAGGCGGGUCAGGGCGCCAAGAAGCGGGCCACCCUGAUCAUGUCCGUGCCCAGGGAUCAGCCGAUUCCAACGGCCGCCAAGAACAAGCUGAUCAGCCAGUUCCUGCAGCGCCAGAGCGACGCGAGCAAACCCAAGGAGAAGAGGCAGGAGAAGCCGCCGCCCACCGUCGCCGAUGAUGUGGUGAUGCUCUCGGAUUAGGCCUAAGCUAGACCCCUUAAGGAGAUAACCCGCACCCGCCCCCGCUCCCGAAACCACUGCCUCUGCUCUGGUGUUGUGGAUCUUCCUGCUAAGCGAGUAUUUAAAAUAUACAAACAUUUUUUUUGUCGGUAGAUUCAGUCGUAAGUUGAUUUAAAUGUAAAUGUUCCGAUGUACGUUCGACUUGUAUGUCCUCCUCCGCCUAGCCACCCAUCUCCCCACCACCAUUCCCAUUCCCAUCAGGGUCAUCCCUGCCCACCCAGCAUCCACCAUCUCAAUCGUUGAACUGCUAAGAGCUUCAGCGAUGCCAGCAACUCGCACAAUUGCAAUUAGCAUUAAACGAUGGUUCUAUACAUAUAUAGUAUAUAUGCAAUAAUACACUA